AUGCACCCUUCAACAAUGGUGAUCAACUUGAAACUAACUGUAAUGGCGUUCAUUUUGUGCACUCCUUUUGUUGUACAAUCUGUUUCAAAUCAAGUCUCCUUUAAAGAGGAGUUUCCAACUUGGGUGGAAGGACAAGACACCAUGCUGCUCACAAAUGAUGAUGUUCAUGUUGAUAUCGUUGUUGCUAGUGAUGGUUCGGGAGAUUUCAUUAAAGUAAUGGACGCGGUGUUAGCAGCGCCAAAGUAUAGCAAGAAACGUUUUGUGAUACAAGUGAAGCAGGGGAUUUACAUGGAAAAUGUGAUUGUUGGUGAAGAUAAGUCGAACCUCAUGAUUAAAGGAGAUGGAAUGGAUGUUACAGUUAUUUCUGGUAAUUUGAGUCAUCGCCAAAACAACUUGACUACAUUCAAGACAGCUACCUUUGGUGUUGAUGGCAGUGGUUUCAUAGCACGAGAUAUCACUUUUAAGAACACUGCCGGACCUUUUAAUGAGCAAGCUGUUGCAUUAAGGUCAAGUUCGGACAAAUCCAUCUUUUAUCGGUGUAAAAUUGAUGGCUAUCAAGACAGUCUCUACGCUCACUCUCGACUUCAAUUUUAUAGAGAGUGCAUUAUAAGUGGGACAAUUGAUUUUAUAUUUGGUUCUGCGGCUGCAGUUUUUCAAAAGUGUGACAUAUCAGUUAAGAAAGGAUUACCAGGUCAAUAUAAUACCAUUACCGCUCAAGGAGGAGAGCAUGAUCCUAGCAUUCCAUUUGGUUUUGUAUUACAAUUCUGCAACAUUUAUGCUGAUUCCAACCUUCUUCCGGUGGUGGAAACUACUAAAACCUAUCUCGGAAGGCCAUGGCGUGCGCACUCAAAAACAGUGUUCAUGCAGUCUAAUAUAACUAGUGUGGUGAGUCCAGAAGGGUGGUCAGAAUGGGUGGGGCAUCCCGAAUAUUCUGACACGUUAUAUUAUGCUGAAUUUCAAAAUUCUGGACCAGGAGCUGUGCUAGAAAAUCGUAUAAAAUGGAGAGGGUAUCAUAUUCUUAACGAUUCUAAGGAGGCUAUUAACUUCACAGUAGCCCAAUUAAUUUCUGGAAAUACAUGGAUUCCUUCUACAGGUGUACCAUUUACUCCUGGCUUAGGGAAUUAA
Messenger RNA from Lathyrus sativus (Indian pea), 1125 nucleotides. Lineage: Eukaryota; Viridiplantae; Streptophyta; Magnoliopsida; Fabales; Fabaceae. The record is from the annotation of a GenBank genome assembly.